Molecule: messenger RNA, 2406 nt
Organism: Closterium sp. Yama58-4
Lineage: Eukaryota; Viridiplantae; Streptophyta; Zygnematophyceae; Desmidiales; Closteriaceae
Source: the annotation of a GenBank genome assembly
AUGGCUCACGUGCAGAAUCCGUUCGACCUUCUGACGGGUGGAGGCGGCGCAGGCGGCGCUUCUGACGGAGGCUCCAAGAACCGCCGGAACCGGAAGAAGAAGCAGCAGCAAUCUCAAGGAGACGAUCCGCAGCAACAGCAGCAGCAACAGGCCAAGCAGCAGCAGCAGCAACAGCCGCAGCAGCAGCAGCAACAGCAGCAGCAGCAGCAACAGCAGGAGCCGGAGGUGGUUCAGCCUGCACCGACCGAACCUCAACCUCCAACAACCGCGAAUGCUGCUUCGAUCGCCCUGCAGGCAGACGCAGCUUCCCCCGCAGCUGCCUCUGCACCUUCCGCCGCACCUUCCGCUGCGAAAAAGAAGAAGGGGAAAGGCGCAAAGGCAAGGCAGCCUCGAUGGGGGGACGAGGAGGAUGAACCAGCCAAUGGCGCAGUCGCUGCUCCUGAGAUCUCGUCGAAACCGGCAGAAAAAGCCGUCGCGCAGGCAGUUCCGCCGUCAUCUCCGCCGGCGGCCGGCACGGAAAUUCCGCUCAUCAAAGAUCCCAAGGCGUACGAGACGGGGGGUCUGAUGCCGGCGGAAUGGGGGGCAGAAGCCGCGCGGGAGGAAGCGUGGCAGCAGGGCGGAAAGAGCAAAGGCGGAAAGCAGGCCAAAUCCGCGGGCGCCGCCACCGGCGCUGCUCCGGCUGCGCGUGGUGGGAACGCCGCCGCUGCCGCAGCGCCUGCGCCGGGCCCGGGGGGAGCGAUCAGCGCGGAAGCGGCAGCGUUAGAGGCGGCGGCGGAGGCGUGCGGAAGGGAUGCGGAGGCGCGGGUGCGGCAGUGGCACGACUGGACUGUGCGCGCGCAACAACUGCCCGCGCCUGGCACUGCGACGGCGUGGAAGGAGAUAUUCCUGAGUAGUCGAGCAUUGGAGAAGACGGUGGAGAGCUGCAUCACACUGCCUCUGUACCCCCACCACCUGCCGCACCUCCAGGCGCUUCUCUCCGUGUCCCUGGGGCAUCAGGAGGCGGCUCAGGUGAUUUCUCAGGUGGCAUCGGACCUCUCUCAGGUGCUAUCCGAGGAAGGCGCCGCCUUGGGCCUCACAGGUGGAUCUGCGGGCAAGGGAGCAGCGGGAGGGGAUGUGCGUGGGGCGGCUGCUAAGGCGCUGGCUGCUGCUGUGACCGCAGUGAAGAAAAUCAGUACGGCAGCAGCAGGAGUGGCUGCAGACGAGGGCGGGGCAGCAGCACGUGGCAUGCGGCUAUCUCAGCUGGUGAACAUAACAGAGUCACGAAUCAACCUCCUCCUCUCCAGCCUUCAAUCCCCAGCGCCCUCCCCUGCUGAAUCCGCCUCUCCUGCUGCAGCUGAAGCCGCCGCCGCUGCCGCACAAGCUUUGCAGUCUGUGCGAGACCUUACAGCCGAGAUUGUCCGGCGGAAAAAACUCCCACCGACACUUAGCUCCGCCGCUCAGGGGAAGGCAGGGAAGCUGGUUACUGCAGCGGUUGCAGGGGGGGCAGCGGGCGGGAAAGGUGGCGCUGCUGCUGCUGCGGCUAGUGGUGGUGGUGGUGCGGGAGGGGGAGCAGCAGAGGCGGAGGGCGUGUGGGAGACGCAAGGGGGAGGAGGCAAGGGAGGGAAGAAGGGCGGGAAGAAGGGGGGUGGAGACAAGGGCAAAGCAGCACCAGCAGAAGCAGCAGCAGCAGCUGGGGUAGCAGCAGGGGCGGCUGCAGUAGAGGAGGCGAGGAGGAAGCUUGAAGAGGCAGCAGCAGAGAGUAGCAAGCUGAGAGGCCAGGUGGAGGCUGCAGAGGCAGAGGCAUCUAGGCUGCGGUCGCUGUGGCUGGAUGCAGAGGCACGGAGGAAGCAGCUGGAGGAGGUGCUGUCUGCUGCCUCUGCUGCUGCUGCUGCUGGCAGCGCUAAGUCCCCUGCAGCAGCAGCCCAGAACGGAGUCCCUACUCCCGCGCCAGUAGCACCAGUGGCAGCGGGUCAACCCGACCAGCAGCAGCAGGAGGGGCCACAGCUGACGCCAGAGCAGCUGCACCAGCUGCGGUGUGCGCAGCAGCUGGGGGUGGUGCAUGCUCUCGAGUCUGUGCUCCAACGCCCCCACAUGCCCCUGCCAGGGCAGGUGGGCGGUCCAUUCUCGGGAGCUCCCGACCGUGAGGCAGCAGUGAUGGCAGUGGUGGGUCAAGCGGUGGAGAAUCACCUCAGUGCGCUUUCAGCGCUGCUGCACGCCAAGCUCGACCAGCUCAAAUCAGCGGGCGAGCGCCUGCAGUUCUCCCAGGAGAAGCUGCAGAAGAUGAAGGCAGAGAAGGACGCUCUCAAGGGCAAGCCACAGCUGGCAGCAGCUCUCGCCAGGCCACUGCAAGCCAUUGAGCAGAUGCACAAGGUGCGGUGCUGCAGGGUGGUGCAGGGUGGGGCAGCAGGGUGGGGCAGGGUGGUGUAG